AUGUUGUUUAAAACCAUUGGAUUGGUCUUGCUGCUGACUGGCCAGGCCUGGGGUCAGUCCUUCAGUUUUCCUGUCUACACCUUGGGAAGCGUAGUGUCCGCCCUGACAGGAGGCGGUGGUGGAGGUGGAGGAGGUGGAGGAGGUGGAGGAGGUGGAGGAGGUGGCUCCUCAAGCAACAGCAUUGCUCAAGCGGAAUACGAAUCUUUCGAAGCUUAUAAUGCGUAUUACAACAGCCAAUUGCAGCAGUACUACGAGGCUCAGGCGGCUUACAACGCGUACUUGUAUAGCUUAUACCUAGCCAGUCUAAACAACAACCAGCAAACAUUAACUUCGACCACACCCGCUCCCAUCACUACAUUGCCCACUCCAACUACGUCCACUGCCAUUCCCACCUCUACCGGAAAUCCAACGACAUCGACCGCCAUUCCUACGUCUACGGGAUCCGAUACCACCUCGACCGCCGUGGCCAAUCAGCCCACGACAACGGCAUCUCCAGCCACUUCCACGGCUGUGGCGCCCUCAGAUACGGACAGCACAUCCACUGCUGUGGCACCAACAGACACGGUCAGCACUUCCACUGCUGUGGCACCCUCAGAUACGGACACCACAUCAACGGCGGUGCAGAACGCCCGGAUUCAAACCACUCCUCUGCCCUUCCGCUAUGCGCACGGCUCUCUGGUCAACCCCUACGAUCUGCACCGCAUCAGUUCCAAUCCGAUCUACGUCCGUGGCUCCGCAGUGGCAUCAGCUGAGGCGGAGUCCGAGCCUGUAUAUAUUCCAUAUCCGAAUAUUUAUCGUAGGGCUCAGCCAUCUCCUUACUUCGGCUACGCGGGAAAGAAAUAG
This is a messenger RNA of Drosophila santomea, 843 nucleotides long. RefSeq names its product cell wall protein DAN4. The coding region runs from base 1 to 843 and encodes 280 amino acids. The transcript is spliced from 3 exons. NCBI's taxonomy places the organism in Eukaryota, Metazoa, Arthropoda, Insecta, Diptera, Drosophilidae. The record is from RefSeq and is a predicted model, not a curated record.